Messenger RNA from Lottia gigantea (owl limpet), 1107 nucleotides. RefSeq lists its product as hypothetical. Lineage: Eukaryota; Metazoa; Mollusca; Gastropoda; Lottiidae. Gene Ontology annotation, molecular function: dGTPase activity. The transcript has 8 exons. The record is from RefSeq and is a predicted model, not a curated record. Gene Ontology annotation, biological process: dGTP catabolic process. Gene Ontology annotation, cellular component: nucleus. The annotation marks the transcript as partial.
AAUUUAUUACAGAUAUUUAACGACCCUGUCCAUGGUACUAUUGAACUGCAUCCACUGUGUGUGCGAAUAAUAGAUACACCACAGUUUCAAAGACUGCGACGUAUAAAACAACUCGGUGGUGGGUACUCUGUGUUUCCAGGAGCAACACACAAUAGAUUUGAACAUUCUAUAGGGGUAGCUCACCUAGCAAAAAAAAUGAUGGAACACCUACACCAGAAACAACCAGAGUUAGAUAUUACACCAGUUGAUAUAUUAUGUGUUACGAUCGCCGGCCUCUGUCAUGAUCUGGGUCAUGGGCCAUUGUCACACGUAUUUGAUCAGCAGUUUAUACCUCGAAUGAAACCAAAAACCACUUGGACUCACGAGGAGGCCUCUAUUAAAAUGUUUGAUCACCUUAUUGAAGUUAAUAAUUUGAGACCUAAAUUUAUUGAACAUGGUUUCAGUGAGGAGACAUUAGACACAGAUUUAAAAUUCAUAAAAGAAUUAAUUUAUGGAAUUUUACCGGUUUGUUAUUUUUUGUUAUUUUGGUAUAAUAUUGUUUCAAAUAAACUUUCAUCUGUAGAUGUUGAUAAAUGGGAUUAUUUUGCCCGAGAUUGUCUGAUGGUAGGAAUGAAGAGUAGCUUUGAUCACGAUCGAUGUAUGAAAAUGACAAAAGUAAUUGCCUACGAAUCAGAGGAGGGGAAACCAUUGGCGAAGCACCUUUGUCUUCGUGAUAAGGAAGUUAGUAAUAUAUACGAAAUGUUCCAUAUUAGAAAUAAUCUUCACCAUCAGGUAUAUAAGCAUACUGUCACGCUAGGUGUAGAGAUGAUGCAUGUGGAAGCGUUUGUUUUAGCCGACGAAUCUAAAGUGAUAAAACUUCCUGGAAAAGAUGGGAAAAAACGUAAAAUAUCAGAUUGUAUUCAUGACAUGGUAGCUUUCACCAAGCUCACUGAUAAUAUUUUUCACCAGAUAUUAUAUUCCACCGACAAAGAUCUACAGAAAGCCAGAGAAUUACUAGAACGAGUGGAAAAUCGCCAGUUAUAUAAGUGUAUUGGACAAACUAUCCUUCCUGCAGAUUUUGUAACGAAAGUACUAAAUUCAAUUCAUUUUGGUUUUUGGUUGAAAUAA